GUCUGUCGAGUGGGGUUGGACAGUCAGAUGUGGAGCCUGGGCCUUGCCUCAGUAUGUGUUAGCCAGUGCAGGGGAUUAACAGGCCACGUUACCUCUUACACCUCAGGGUCCUAGAAGUGGGCCUGGGGUCCUGUCUCCCAUGGGAGAAGGAAGUAGGCCAGACAGAUCUGGGGGAUGGGGCUCACAUUGUCAUUCCUGGUGCCCCCACCCCCAGUGCAUCUGGUUGGGGGGGCGCGGUUGGGAAGUUGGCACUGGUUUUCGCCUGGAGGGAGCAAUAUGUUCAGACAACUGGUGCUGGGCUGCGUUUACCCAACAGCCAGUCUGCCUGGGGAGACAAUAUUUGAAAAACAUUGUAUGGAAACUUGGGCCUGCUGGGGGUAUGGGAGUUCUGCAGGGGACACUGAGGCUGGCUCAGACCCUGCCCCAGGCCUGCUGGCUGUCCUCGCUCCCCUUCUUUGCCCUCUGUAGGCAGAGCUGGAAAUUUUCAUGGCAGGAAGUCCUUCUGUAUGUCUGACCUGGAUCCCUCCUGCUGUGAUUUCAGUAAAAGUAGACCCUACUGUUCUUUGACUCUCCUUUUCUGGCUGCUGUCUCUCUCUCACUCUAGGCCAUCUAUGUGUGUCUCACUCAUCCUCCACUCCCUCAUGCUCCCAACCCCAAUAAUCAGGUUCAGAUUUUCCUAUACUAGAAGGAGAGAUUUGACUGGAGCCAGCAGGACUGGACCCAUCUCUUCCCUCAUUCCUUGAAGUGGGAGAGGGAAGGAACAGCCCGUUGGGUUGGGGGUGGAUGCAAGGGAACUAGAGAGGGCUGUAAGAUCACCUGCUUGAGCUGAGCACUGUGAAUGGAAGUCAGGAAGCUGUGAUGCGGGGAGGGUUUGAGUCUCCCAUGGCGCCUAUUAGUCCUGGUGACCCUAGGCUGCACUCAGUGGCUGGUCUUUAGACCCAUUGUUUGGGACAAGAAAGAAUAUGAGGUUUUCACACUGAGCCAUUCAUGGGCCCAGUCUGAGGGUGUGAGCAAGGAGACACCCAUCGCCCUAUUUAUUCAGAUAGGGAAACUGAGGCACCUUGGGCAGAAUUACACAGGGAAAUGUUGGUAGGGCAGGAUACCCCACUCUGCCUCACACAUUGCAAUCUUGCUCCCCCUCCCAGGUGUCUAGCCGGCUGCCUGAUUUCUGGGCCCUAGCCCCCUCCCACAAUGCCUGUCGCUGGCCUCCUCCUCUGGGCUUCCCUACUGACUGGGGCCUGGCCAGCCACCCCAACCCAGGACUACCUCCCGGCCACGCCCCGGGUCCGGCUUUCAUUUAAAGAGCUUAAGGCCACAGGCACGGCCCACUUCUUCAACUUCCUGCUCAACACAACUGAUUACCGAAUCCUGCUUAAGGACGAGGACCACGACCGCAUGUAUGUGGGCAGCAAGGACUACGUGCUGUCUCUGGACCUGCAUGACAUCAACCGCGAGCCCCUCAUUAUCCACUGGGCAGCCUCCCCACAGCGCAUUGAGGAGUGUGUGCUCUCAGGCAAGGAUGGCAACGGUGAGUGCGGGAACUUCGUCAGGCUCAUCCAGCCCUGGAACCGAACACACCUGUAUGUGUGCGGGACCGGCGCCUACAACCCCAUGUGCACCUAUGUAAACCGCGGCCGCCGCGCCCAGGCCACACCCUGGACCCAGAUGCAGGUGGUCAGAGGCCGAGGCAGCAGAGCCACCGAUGGUGCCCUCCACCCGACGCCCACAGCCCCACGCCAGGAUUACAUCUUCUACCUGGAGCCUGAGAAACUCGAGUCAGGAAAGGGCAAGUGUCCCUAUGACCCCAAGCUGGACACAGCCUCAGCCCUCAUCAACGAGGAGCUCUAUGCAGGUGUGUACAUCGACUUCAUGGGCACCGACGCGGCCAUCUUCCGCACGCUUGGAAAGCAGACGGCCAUGCGCACGGAUCAGUACAACUCCCGGUGGCUCAAUGACCCUUCGUUCAUCCACGCUGAGCUCAUCCCUGACAGCGCCGAGCGCAACGACGACAAGCUCUACUUCUUCUUCCGUGAGCGGUCUGCGGAGGCACCACAGAGCCCCGCGGUGUAUGCCCGCAUCGGGCGGAUCUGCCUGAACGAUGACGGCGGCCACUGCUGCCUGGUCAACAAGUGGAGCACAUUCCUGAAGGCAAGGCUGGUCUGCUCUGUGCCAGGCGAGGAUGGCAUCGAGACCCACUUUGACGAGCUCCGUGAGCACCCGGCAGGCGGGCGGGGGCCUAUGGCUACUGCAGGGGAUGGCGGCCGGAUGGGUGGUCAGGGGAAGCCUGGUGCCCCCCACCCAGGAGUGGGCAGGGCCUUGGGGCUCGUGGCCAAGGUACCCUCCCAGCUCCCUCUCCUUCUGUCCCCAGAGGAUGUGUUUGUCCAGCAGACCCAGGAUGUGAGGAACCCAGUCAUUUACGCUGUCUUUACCUCCUCGGGCUCUGUGUUCCGAGGCUCUGCCGUGUGUGUCUACUCCAUGGCUGACAUUCGCAUGGUCUUCAAUGGGCCCUUUGCCCACAAGGAGGGCCCCAACUACCAAUGGAUGCCCUUCUCAGGGAAGAUGCCCUACCCACGGCCCGGCACGUGCCCUGGUGGAACCUUCACGCCAUCCAUGAAGUCCACCAAGGACUAUCCUGAUGAAGUGAUCAACUUCAUGCGCACCCACCCACUCAUGUACCAGGCCGUUUACCCUCUGCAGCGGCGGCCCCUGGUGGUCCGCACAGGCUCUCCUUACCGUCUCACCACUGUUGCCGUGGACCAGGUGGAUGCAGCCGACGGGCGCUAUGAGGUGCUUUUCCUGGGCACAGACCGCGGGACAGUGCAGAAGGUCAUUGUGCUGCCUAAGGAUGACCAGGAGAUGGAGGAGCUCAUGCUAGAGGAGGUGGAGGUCUUCAAGGACCCAGCAUCUGUUAAGACCAUGACCAUCUCUUCCAAGAGGCAACAACUGUACGUGGCCUCAGCCGUGGGCGUCACACACCUGAGCCUGCACCGCUGCCAGGCAUAUGGAGCCGCCUGUGCCGACUGCUGCCUUGCCCGGGACCCCUACUGUGCCUGGGAUGGCCAAGCCUGUUCCCGCUACACAGCGUCCUCUAAGAGGCGGAGCCGCCGGCAGGACGUCCGGCACGGGAACCCCAUCAGGCAGUGCCGUGGGUUCAAUUCCAAUGCCAAUAAGAAUGCCGUGGAGUCUGUGCAGUAUGGCGUGGCAGGGAGCGCAGCCUUCCUUGAGUGCCAGCCCCGCUCGCCCCAGGCUACCGUUAAGUGGCUGUUCCAGCGAGAUCCGAGUGACCGGCGCCGAGAGAUGCGUGCAGACGACCGCUUCCUGCGCACAGAACAGGGCUUGCUGCUUCGCGCCCUGCAGCUUGGUGAUCGCGGCCUCUACUCCUGUACAGCCACCGAGAACAACUUCAAGCAUGUCAUCACACGAGUGCAGCUGCAUGUACUGGGCCAGGACGCCGUCCAUGCUGCCCUCUUCCCACCCCCAGCUGUGAGCGUCCCACCGCCCCCAGGCGCCGGGCCCCCCACACCCCCUUACCAGGAGCUGGCGCAGCUCCUGGCCCAGCCAGAAGUGGGCCUCAUCCACCAGUACUGCCAGGGUUACUGGCGCCAUGUGCCCCCCAGUCCCAGGGAGGCCCCAGGGGCACCCAGGCCUCCUGAACCCCAGGACCAGAAAAAACCCCGGAACCGCCGCCACCACCCGCCGGACACAUGAGGCCUGCUGUCCGAGCCCUGCGAUGGGCCGGCCUAGUCCUCGUCCCUUUUAAUAUAAAAGAUAAAUAUAUAUAUAUAUAAAAUAUCUAUAUUCUAUAUACACCCUGCCCCUGCAAAGACAGUAUUUAUUGGUGGGUUGUAAAUAGCCUGCCUCAGCGGCAGCAUCAUCCAAAACUUAGACCCAUGCUGGUCAGAGACGGCAGAAAACGGAGCCCACCUAACCAGGCCCGGCCAGUUGGCCGAGCCAGGCCAGGACCACACAGUCCCCAGGCUCAGCUGGGAGUCUACCUGCUCGACAGCCACCGCCAGGAUCUACAGGACACAGGGAAGGAGCAAGCUCUACCUGGAUGGGGCACGGACUGUACACCUUCGCCCAUGUUUGCUGGUGGCAUACAUGUGGAUGCGAGGACUGCUUGGAGACCGGGGGUGGGAGUGAGGGCUCAGAUGCGCUCAGAGAAGGGAAGAAGGGGCUGGCACAGGAUGCCGGCCCCUGCCUGGGACAGGGGCACUCAGUCAAGGCCAGCCCUUUCCUGGGUAUUUAUUCUCUAUUUAUUGGGGACAGGAGAAGAGGAGCCCUGCCUGGGUGGGGCAGCCCCUCCAGCCCCUCCUUCCCUCCCUGCCUGGCCACUCUACCUCCUCUUUGCUUUCUGCAUGCCGCUGUGAUGCAGGGGCUGGGAGAAAAGCAGAGGGGCCAGGCUCAGGCAGCGCUGAGGGGAGAGGGGGUCAUGGUGGAGGCCUGGGGCCUGCAGGGGCUCCCCAGGGCUCCCUUCUGCCCACCACUUCAGAUGAUGGGUGUAAAUAGCUCUGGGGGGCAGUUGGGUAGGUGGAUGGGGGCUCCUGGCAGCCCUCGGCUGUCCAGGCCACACCUGCCCUUGGGUUCCAUCUUGCUAAUAAACACUGGCUCUGGGACUGGACUUUGGCUUUCUCCUUGGCAAAGGAGGGAGGACGGGGGUUCAGCCCACACCCAGAUUCUGUCCCUCCUGCCCCACGCCCCCACCAAUGUGGCUUGACCACCAGUUCCCGCA
Molecule: messenger RNA, 4732 nt
Organism: Globicephala melas (long-finned pilot whale)
Lineage: Eukaryota; Metazoa; Chordata; Mammalia; Artiodactyla; Delphinidae
Gene: SEMA3F
Product: semaphorin 3F
Biological process (GO): axon guidance; positive regulation of cell migration; negative chemotaxis
Cellular component (GO): plasma membrane
Molecular function (GO): chemorepellent activity; semaphorin receptor binding
Source: RefSeq, a predicted model, not a curated record